AUGGGUCUUACAAGGACUAGAAGUAACAUGCGUAUGCUCAGGCACAAACUCAACAUCCAAAUCUUGUCUCAGCACGAUGAGAUUUCACACUGCCAUCACACUUAUUCUUUUCACGCUUACCUUCAGCAGAGCAAACAAAAAUGUAUAUUAUAUAAGUUUCCAAUACACAGAGCUUUGCUCACCUCCAUCCACGGGGCUUCAACAAAAGGUAUAAUCGAUUGGUUUAAUGGUGCUGCAAUUUCCAAACAGAGAUUAGGAGGGAGGAGAAUUGAGUUUUGCAAGUAUUUGAGAGUUGAUUGUGGAGAAGAUGUAGUGAUUAUGAGGGAGGAGAGUGGGUAUGGCUGGUUUUUGCAAGGAAGACGACGCUUGUUGGUUGCAAUUGGAGAAGAGGAGAAGACUCUCGCGGAGAAGACGAUGCUUGCUGGGUUUAGCAAGGAAGACGUUCGCUGGGUUUAG
Molecule: messenger RNA, 456 nt
Organism: Prunus armeniaca (apricot)
Lineage: Eukaryota; Viridiplantae; Streptophyta; Magnoliopsida; Rosales; Rosaceae
Source: the annotation of a GenBank genome assembly